This is a messenger RNA of Alexandromys fortis (reed vole), 2553 nucleotides long. RefSeq names its product RAB39A, member RAS oncogene family (gene Rab39a). Gene Ontology annotation, biological process: vesicle-mediated transport; Rab protein signal transduction; phagosome-lysosome fusion. The record is from RefSeq and is a predicted model, not a curated record. Gene Ontology annotation, molecular function: GTP binding; GTPase activity. Bases 99 to 752 code for a protein of 217 amino acids. NCBI's taxonomy places the organism in Eukaryota, Metazoa, Chordata, Mammalia, Rodentia, Cricetidae. Gene Ontology annotation, cellular component: Golgi apparatus. The transcript has 2 exons.
CAAGAAGAUGCUGGAAGCGGACGGGCGCGCACCGCGGAGGUGCUGAAGGGAUAGUUCCCGCGGCAGAACUUGCCCCUGAGCGCGUGAAGCACCAAGCGAUGGAGACUAUCUGGAUCUACCAGUUCCGCCUCAUCGUGAUCGGGGACUCUACGGUGGGCAAGUCGUGCCUCCUGCACCGCUUCACCCAGGGCCGCUUCCCAGGGCUGCGCUCCCCCGCCUGCGACCCUACGGUUGGCGUCGACUUCUUCUCGCGCCUACUGGAAAUUGAGCCCGGCAAGAGGAUCAAGCUGCAGCUCUGGGACACGGCGGGGCAGGAGCGCUUCAGAUCAAUAACUCGAUCCUAUUAUCGCAACUCAGUUGGUGGGUUUUUAGUAUUUGACAUUACUAACCGACGGUCUUUUGAACAUGUGAAAGAUUGGCUGGAAGAAGCGAAAAUGCACGUACAGCCUUUUCAUAUUAUAUUUCUCCUGGUGGGACACAAAUGUGAUUUAGCAUCACAACGUCAGGUGUCAAGGGAAGAAGCCGAGAAACUAUCGACAGACUGUGGAAUGAAAUAUAUAGAAACCUCAGCAAAAGAUGCUACAAAUGUUGAGGAGUCCUUCACAAUCUUGACAAGAGACAUAUAUGAACUUAUUAAGAAGGGAGAGAUUUGUAUUCAGGAUGGCUGGGAAGGGGUUAAAAGUGGCUUUGUUCCAAAUACUGUGCAUUCUUCUGAGGAAGCAGUUAAGCCCAGGAGAGAGUGCUUCUGCUGACUGCAACAUGCCAAAGAACUGUCGUAUACAGGCCAAGACGCUUCUGGAUACAUGUCAACAUUUACAGCAGAACAACGCAAGGAGUGAACGUCACAAAGCAUCCAGACCCACGGUAGCAUCGUGAGCUGCUGGCUACAGCGCUCUCUGCUCACCAGCUACACGGACAGACAGGGUAGUCUGCUGAGUUAGGAGGGAAAGCAGACAGCCUUCUUUCUGAAACCAGUGUCUACAAAAUUACACCCACUCUCACUUUCUUAGCAUAUAGCUGACCUUAGUGUCCAGAUGGGUCAGUAUUAUUCAUCUUUCUUGACAAUUGAAAUUGGAUUUUUUUUGUAUACACGUAGUCUGGCUGAAAAUAAAUGUGUCAGGAUUAUAUUCUCCUCAGUCAAUUAGUAUUAAAUAUAAAGUGCACUUGACGGGCCGACGAGAUGACUCAGUGGAUAAAGAAGCUUGCCACCAAAUCUGCAGACCUGAGUCUGAUCUCUGGAACCCCUGUGGUGGAAAGAAAGAACCCAUUUCACUUGAAGUUGUCCCCUGACCUCAACACGCACGCCGCCAUACAUGUGCUCACACAAAUUCACGUGAGUGCGUGCAGCAACAUACACCAAAUAAUAUGAAAGAUGCAUAAGGUACAUCUUGCAGGCUGGGGCCAUCGCUCAGUGCUAGAAUGCUUCCUUAGUUUCUGAAAACCUAGAUUCAAUCCCAGCAUCAAAACUGGAGAGGGGGCCCGGCUGUGGUGGCUCUCACCUUUAAUUCCAGCACUCAGGAGGCAGAGGCAGGAAGAUCUCUGUGAGUUCGAGGCCAGCCUGGUCUACAGAGCAAGUUCCAGGACCAGCUCCAAAGCUACACAGAGAAACCAUGUUUUGAAAAACCAAAACAAGAACAACAACAAAAACAAACAAACACUGGAGGGGGAAAAGGCAAAAUACUUUUAAGCAGUCGCAGAAGUACUGACUAGGACUAAAAUAUAAGUUUUCAAAGUACCAGGUUUGCCAUUCUUAGAACAUAAUAAAAUAUAUUUUAUAUUCCUUUUUGUUUCUAGAUUUAUUGGUCCUGGAAUCGUUACUUUUGGCAAGAUUUGUAAGUGCUCAAAGGAGAUAUUUUGAGCAAAUAUUCACAGGAAACAAAAAGGACCACUCAGUAGCAAAUAGUUUGAUGCUAUAAUAUACUGUCCAGACUUAGCCAAGGAAAGCAAAAACAAAUUUAGCCAAGAAAAAAAUAGUGAUUUUUCAAAGAAAAAAAAGCAGUUUAUCUUGAACUAUUGUCAAAAUUAUCAAUAUACAUACAUAGUAGUUUUUCAAAUUUCCAAAUUAUCUUAUUUCCAGUAAAAGUAGACAAGAUGUUCUGAAUAGGAAAAAUGGUGUUAGCCACUUGAUUUAGCAUUCACAUUUAUAAUUUUCCGAUCUCAUCAACAGAAGGGAAGAUAAAAUACUCAAGUGAAAAAAAUGAUGUUCAAGUUCAGUUUUUUUAAAACUAACUGGAAGAAGAAAUGGGAAGGUGGAACAGCAAGAAGUUGAUACCUGUAGGGCAGAAACACUUAUAUGGGGGUGUGUGUGCACACAUUCAUGGUUGAGGAGUGUAAAAGGGUAGGUAAAGCUGGGUCCAGUUGCUUUGACUUUAUGGAGGAGAUAUUUCCCCAUACCCCACCCCUUAUAGAGGAGGUAUCAGCAGUGAGUGAUAAACUUUAAUCCCACUCAGGAGGCAGAGGCAGAUGGAUCUCUGUGAGUUCUAGGCCAAGCUUGGUCUACAGAGCGAGUUCAUGGACAGCCAGAGCUACACAGAGAAACCCUGUCUCAAAAAA